UGACACACUGCCAUUGUUUCACAGCAUACGCGUGCAGCGGAAGAUUUGCGUUUUUUUUGCUGCAGUUAAAAAUGCCGCACCUAACUUUUACGAUUUUAGGAUUCGCAUUCCUUAUUACGGCCUGUCACUUGACAACGGGUCAGACUAAUCAGUAUACAAGCACUGGAAGCCCGACAGUGCCACCGGUAACAUGUGCACCUGGAAUACCCAUCUGCCUGCCGCUGAUCGAUCCCUGUGAUCCGCGCGCUAACAACACCUGCCCCAACUUCCCCAACGCCCAGUGCCGAUCCAGCUUAUGCGGCGGCUGUUUCGCCCUGUGGUAUGUCAACGGACAGGAUGUUACGCAGCAGUGCCGUGGUAACGCCACCAUCACCACCAAUGCGCCACCAACAGGAUGUCCGCCGGAGAACAAUUGUCCCAUGGGUGUGCCAGGAGUGCAGUGUUUUGUGGAGCCCUGUGCCGGGAAAACGUGCCCGAAGAAUGCGUACGCGAAAUGCUGCAAUAACUACUGCGGAGGGUGCAAUGCGUAUUUCUAUGCCAAUGGGGUUAAUGUUACCGGAUCUUGUUAGAAAUGCCACUGACUCAGGUCGAGGAAAGUAUCCGUUAAACUCGAUAAAUCACUGUUGAAUUACUCCUUAAAUACGUUUUUUUAAAACUGCUGCUGUCAGUACAGUCUGUACUUACUACUUACCUAGUAGUCGUUGGUUAGUUUUUUGGAACUACAGUCAUUAUCUGUACAUGUGUGCGUGUCUCUCAUACAAUAGUUCUACUGAAAAAUAAAUGUUU
This is a messenger RNA of Paramacrobiotus metropolitanus, 786 nucleotides long. RefSeq lists its product as uncharacterized. Bases 72 to 569 code for a protein of 165 amino acids. The transcript has 2 exons. Lineage: Eukaryota; Metazoa; Tardigrada; Eutardigrada; Parachela; Macrobiotidae. The record is from RefSeq and is a predicted model, not a curated record.